CCGGCCGUUUGAUGAACCAACGCCUUGCUAGCUGCAGCCGCUAUAAGCUAGCUGCUUCAGACGUUCGUCCACGUUUAGCCGCUUUUAGCGACAGUGCGCGAAGCGGUCUGAGCUUGGCAGCAAGCGUCCAGUGCCCUGUUUCCAUGGCGACGGCGCAACUUUUCUGUCGAGAAAUGAGGGAAAACGCAACUUUAUCCAGCCGUUUUAUCCUUCUAGCAUUUGACUAUCGCUAGCUUGACUCCACCACAGACAGGUGUGUUUGUGUGUGUGCCAGGGCAAGGUGUGUCUCUCUUUGUGUGUGUAUGUGUGUGUGAGAGGUGUGUCUCCCUCUCUGAGUGUGUGUGUGUGUGUGUGUACGCUCUUUGUUCAGUCUGUCUGGAACAGCCGGAGCAGCCGUCACACCUGAGCUCUCCUCCCGUUGCUGGAACUGUUUUGUUUUUUGUUUUGUUUUGUUUUUUGCUUUUUUGACUUUUAUCUGGAAUUUUCCGGACUUUCUGGAGGUUCUUCGCGGCCAUGAUCCGGAUCUCUUCCUGGUUCGUGGUGUGGAACCUCCUCCUGGUCUUCGCCUCGGCCGGCGCUCCAGUGCGGAAGAAGCGCCACUGGGUCCUUCCUCCGAAAAACCUGACGGAAAACAAAGAUUACACGAAGCAACCGUACAUCGCCAAGAUCCGCUCCGAUUUCGACGAUGGGACCAACAUGGUGUACUCCCUGGAAGGCGUCGGCGCCAACAGGGAGCCGUUCCACACCUUCGUGGUAAUACCCGAAACCGGGUACAUCAGAGUGACCCGAAUCCUGGACCGGGAGAAAAUUGACACGUACCACCUGUCAGGCGUCGCCCAUUUCCGGAACCAAACGCUGGCCGAGAAAAACAUCGACAUCCGGAUCAAGGUCGUGGACGAAAACGACAACGAUCCAGUCUUUGGGAAAAUGGCGCCCGCUGACGUUCUGGAGCUCAGCCCCGCAGGGACGACGGUGAUGAAGGUCAACGCCACGGACGCCGACGAGAAGGGAACCAAAAACUCCCAGAUAGCUUAUUCCAUCGUGGAGCAGAGACCCAACAACGACAUGUUCCUCAUGAGGACCGACGGAACGAUCUGCGUGAAAAAACCCGUCCUGGACCGAGAGGCGGAGGAUCGGUACGUUCUGGUGGUGAAAGGUCAGGACCUGAACGGGCAAGCCGGCGGGAGGAGCGGAACCGGAACCGUGACCAUCAACGUGCGAGACGUCAACGACAACGUUCCCACUCUGGAGAAAGAGCAGUACGACGGAACCAUCGAUGAGAACGUUAAGGGCGUGGAGGUGAUGCGGAUCAAAGCCCAAGACCUGGACCUGGAGGGGACGGAGAACUGGGACGCCGUCUUCGACAUCGUCAAAGGAAACGAGGCCGGCUACUUCAGCAUUACGACUGACCCCAAAACCAACGAGGGCGUCCUCAUGCUGGACAAGGCCGUGGACUACGAGGACGUGAAGAACCUGGACCUGGGUCUGACCGUGAGGAACAAGGCGCCGCCGUACGGUUCGGGAGCAUCUGGGAGCGGAGCUGGUAUCGGUUUUGGAGGCGGGGGAGGAGGCGGAGGUGGGGGAGGCGGCGGCGGCGGAGGCGGUGGCGGCGGCGGCGGAGGCGGCGGAGGCAGCGGCGGCGGCGGCGGAAGCAGCAGCAGUGGAUCGUCCUGGCAAAGCACAACAAGCUACAAAACGUACCCCAUCAACAUCAAAGUGAAGAACCAGCCCGAGGGUCCCCGGUUCGAUCCCAAAGUCAAAGCCAUCCCCGUCUCCGAGGGCGGAGCCAGCAUCAACUUCCAGGACGUCAUCGCCAAAUACCCGGCCAUCGACGGAGACACUCUGAAACCGGCGGAGAACGUCAGGUACGCCAAAGGUUUGGAUCCUGAUAGCUGGCUGACCAUCGACCCCAAAACAGCCGAGAUCCGUCUGAACAAGAUGCCUGACAGAGAGUCUCCGUUUCUGGUCAACGGAACGUACUUCGCUCAAGUUCUCUGCAUCUCCGAAGACAUGCCGGGUAAAACGGCCACGGGGACCGUCGCCAUCCAGGUGGAGGACCUGAACGACCACUGCCCCACGCUGACCAGUAGCUUCCGCAACCUGUGCACCAGCGACAACGCCGUGGUGGUGAACGCCGCCGACCAGGACGGAGAGCCCAACGGGCCGCCGUUCGAGUUCACGCUGGUCCCAGGAGGAACUGAAGGGAAGUGGCAGGUGGAGCACCUCAACGACACGGCGGCCAUCUUGAGAGCCCAGGAGACCUUGUGGCCCGGGCCCUACCGGGUGGAGUUUCUGGUGAAGGACCAGCAAGGCGAGUUCUGCCCGGAACCGCAGAAAGUCACCGUGGUGGUUUGCACCUGCGAGGACGGAGUGAACUGCGGGAAACGAGGCGCUCAGGGUCAGGUGACCAAAUCGUCCUCGCUGGGACCCGCCGGCAUCGGGCUGCUGCUGCUCGGCCUCCUGCUGCUGCUGCUGGCUCCUCUGCUGCUGCUCUUCUGCCGGUGCGGGGGGGCGGCGGGGUUCCCCGACCUCUUCACCGAGAUGCCGUUCGACACCAAGUCGCACCUCAUCAACUACCACACCGAGCGGCAGGGCGAGAACACGGAGGUUCCCCUGCUCAACCUGCCGGCGCAGCAAGUGGACGGCGGCGGUAUUCGCAUGGGCGCGGCCGCGCAGGAGGUGGCCGCCGCCCAGGCCGCCGACUUCCUGCAGGGAGCGCCCUCGCUGAGCGGGAUGAACGUGGGCGCCUACCAGGAGGGCGUUUCCGGAGGCUACAGGGAAGGAUUCUGGGAGAUGAACCAGCGGAGCGGCGGCGGCGGCGGCGGCAGCGCCUUCUACUCCGACUUCCAGAGCGGAGGAGGGGGCGGGAUCUUUGACGGCAUGGCGUUGCCGGACCACUUCCUGCAGCAGUACUACGACCAGGUGACCAGAGGAGGGGAGGAGCUGGCAGUCAAAGACGGCAUGUUGGUGUACGACUUCGAGGGUCGAGGCUCCCCCGCCGGCUCCGUCAGCUGCAGCAGCCUCCUGGAGAGCCGGGAUGACCUCCACUUCCUGGACGACCUGGGUCCCAAGUUCAAGACCCUGGCCGAGGUGUGCGGCGGCCAGAAGACCCCCGAGGAGCCUCGCGCCCCCCCGCCACAGCCGCCGCCGCCGCAGCCCGCCGUCACCAGAGUGGAGCGCUCGACGGUCCGGGGGUCCACGGAGCUGUCGACGGUCCGGGGGUCCACGGAGCUGUCGGCGGUCCGGGGGUCCACGGAGCGCUCCGAGUCGGUGACUCGGAGCGGCGGCGCCGCGGUUCGAACCCAGAGCGUUGUCCUGCCUCAGCAGCAGCAGCCCCCCAUCUACUACGCCGCCCCCCCGGCGGUGGUGCAGCCCAUGCACUACGUGGUCCAACCGCAGGUCCAGAGCACCCUGCUGCUCGCCCAGGCUCCGCCCACCAACCUGGUCCUGGUCCAGGACGCCCCGGCCGGACCCCCCCACGGCUCCCAGACCAUGAUGGUGGUGGAAGGCAGGGUCCCCUCGGGGAGCGUCAAGGUGCUGAAAGGGGGUCUGGUUCAAGGGGGGGCCCUCCAAUCAGGGGGUCUGAUUCAAGGCGGGACCCUUCAGUCAGGGGGUCUGAUUCAGGGGGGGACCCUUCAGUCAGGGGGUCUGAUUCAAGGCGGGACCCUCCAGUCAGGGGGUCUGAUUCAAGGCGGGACCCUUCAGUCAGGGGGUCUGAUUCAGGGGGGGACCCUCCAGUCAGGGGGUCUGAUUCAGGGGGGGACCCUCCAGUCAGGGGGUCUGAUUCAGGGGGGGACCCUCCAGUCAGGGGGUCUGAUUCAGGGGGGGACCCUUUCCGGCCCCCAGAGAAUGGUGGUGAUGGAGUCGAGCAGCAGCAGCAGCGGCGGCGGCAGCGGCGGCGGCGGCGGGGGGGGGAUGAACCCGGGCGGGGGCUCCCAGACCCGAAAGACCACCCGAACCACCCGGACCAGCAGCACCCUGACCUCCGCCCCCCGCUGAGUGUUUUCCAGACUUUUCCGGGCCGCUUCCAGUGGUGAAGGGAUGCUUUUUACUUCACGUUCCGGGCUUUUUUUUAUUUCCUUCUUCUUCUUCUACUGUAUUUUUUUGGAACCAAUAAAGAAAUCUGAAAUACUCCA
Messenger RNA from Salarias fasciatus (jewelled blenny), 4136 nucleotides. RefSeq names its product desmoglein-2-like. Gene Ontology annotation, cellular component: desmosome; plasma membrane. Bases 514 to 3999 code for a protein of 1161 amino acids. The transcript has 15 exons. Gene Ontology annotation, molecular function: calcium ion binding. Gene Ontology annotation, biological process: homophilic cell-cell adhesion. Lineage: Eukaryota; Metazoa; Chordata; Actinopteri; Blenniiformes; Blenniidae. The record is from RefSeq and is a predicted model, not a curated record.